Penicillium angulare is the source of this 915-nucleotide messenger RNA. Its product is annotated as Zinc finger C2H2. NCBI's taxonomy places the organism in Eukaryota, Fungi, Ascomycota, Eurotiomycetes, Eurotiales, Aspergillaceae. The record is from RefSeq and is a predicted model, not a curated record. Gene Ontology annotation, biological process: regulation of transcription by RNA polymerase II. The coding region runs from base 1 to 915 and encodes 304 amino acids. Gene Ontology annotation, cellular component: nucleus. The transcript is spliced from 4 exons.
AUGCCUCCAUACCUCGAUUCACAGUAUCACUCCGUUCCCGCUACCAUCAUGGAGAACCAUGGUUCCCCAGACACAAGCCGAGGCAGCCCUCAGAGACACAUUCCACCUUCUCCUGCUUCAUCUACCACUGGUAGCGAGUUCAAAGUGAGCAAAGCCAAGAAGGGAAAGCGAGUACAUGCUUGCGAGUACCCUGGAUGCGCGAAGGUCUUCACUCGUGCUGAGCACCGACGACGUCAUGAACUGAGUCACAAAGCGAAAAAGACCUACGUCUGUACCCAUGAAGGCUGCACAAAGGCAUUCCAUCGCGCAGAUUACCUGGCACAACAUGUGGCGCGACACGAUCCCGACUACACAGUAUCAAAGUCCCCUUCACUGCGAAGCAACUCAACCUCAUCUGCUGUUAGCACGCACCACUCACAGGCGUAUUCUUCCAAAUCUCCAGUCCUUGCUGGCUUCCAAUCUCCCGUCACGAGCACUAGUUCAAGGACACCAAGUACUGCGGACCAGCAAGUGCUAGUCUGCUCAAGUUGUUUCAGCUGCCAAAGCGGCCAGGCUCAUGGCCCUUCUCACCAAAGCAACAACCCUCUGUACAAUUACCCACCAAGCUCCGGAUUGGGUCUCUUCGCCUCCCAAUCCUCAACUACCGGCGGGCCUGCGGGGCUCGACUCCGUGAUUGAUCAGUACCUACGCAGCGUUCUUCGACCAGAGGCAUUUCUGCCAGCGCAAUCUCAGGAGCAACUGGACCCUUCCUUCUGGGGAUCGAACAUCGACCCAAAUCUUCCUAGCAUGAACUCAUCGACCUUCCAACCUCCAACUUCCUACCCCUGGACAUCAGGAGCGGAGAGCAUGCCAUCCCAUGUUCAAACAGCACACCAAAUGCCUCAGAAUCUCCCACGCCAAAAACGUGAUUCAUGA